Polyodon spathula (Mississippi paddlefish) is the source of this 6058-nucleotide messenger RNA. Its product is annotated as netrin receptor UNC5D-like. The transcript is spliced from 17 exons. Gene Ontology annotation, molecular function: protein binding; netrin receptor activity. Bases 242 to 3094 code for a protein of 950 amino acids. NCBI's taxonomy places the organism in Eukaryota, Metazoa, Chordata, Actinopteri, Acipenseriformes, Polyodontidae. Gene Ontology annotation, cellular component: membrane. Gene Ontology annotation, biological process: netrin-activated signaling pathway. The record is from RefSeq and is a predicted model, not a curated record.
UAGAAUUAGGAAGUGCACUCCGCUGCCUCAGCGAGGAGAUAGCUAGAGGAGGAGAGGAGAGGAGAGGAGAGGAGUGGAGUGGAGAGAGGGGAUGCUAACGAUGUAUGAAUUCAAGUCAGUUUAUUCUGGCACAUGGAAGAAAAAAGACAUGCAUACUGUGUUACAAACAGAAAUAAGAGGAGGAAACAGCUAGAAAAAAUAUAUAGUACUACAAUUUAUUUGGGGAAGAUAAACAGAAGAAAUGGGACAGUGUUCUGAAGGACGAUACUUGGGCAUCUUGUUUUUGCUUGGACUCUACGCUUCAGGUAUUGCAACGAAAGCAAGUGAAAGUAGCGAUGCCCUACCGGAAUCCAUGCCGUCCGUCCCCGGGACCCUCCCUUACUUCCUGGUGGAGCCAGAAGACGCCUACAUCAUCAAGAGCAAUCCCAUUCACCUGCGCUGUCGCGCCAGGCCGGCCAUGCAGAUCUUCUUCAAGUGCAAUGGAGAGUGGGUGCACCAGAAUGAGCAUGUUUCCGAGGAGAGUGUGGACAAGAGCACAGGUCUGAAGAUCCGGGAGGUGCUGAUCAAUGUGUCUCGGCAGCAGGUAGAGGAUUUCCAUGGUCCGGAGGAUUAUUGGUGCCUGUGUGUGGCCUGGAGCCACCUGGGCACCUCCAAGAGUCGCAAAGCCUCUGUGCGCAUCGCUUACCUGCGGAAGAACUUUGAGCAGGACCCUCAAGGCAGUGAAGUGCCUAUUGAAGGGAUGAUUGUGUUGCACUGUCGCCCCCCAGAGGGAGUGCCUGUGGCUGCGGUGGAAUGGCUAAAGAAUGAAGAAUUGGUCAGUUCAUUCAACGACGAUAACAUAGACACUAGGGCUGAUCACAACCUCAUCAUUAAACAUGCCCGGCUGUCGGACUCUGGGAACUACACGUGUCUGGCCAGCAACAUCGUGGCCACAAGGAGGAGCAUGCCUGCUACUGUGGUAGUGUACGUGAAUGGGGGCUGGUCAUCGUGGACAGAGUGGUCAGCUUGUAAUGUCCGCUGUGGAAGGGGCUGGCAGAAGCGGUCCCGGACCUGUACGAACCCAGCACCCCUCAAUGGGGGGGCCUUCUGCGAGGGCAUGUCGGUGCAGAAAAGCACCUGCACUGCCCUCUGUCCAGUGGACGGAGGCUGGGAUGUGUGGAGCGAGUGGUCAGUCUGCAGUCCGGAGUGUGACCACCAGCGGAGUCGAGACUGCACGGCCCCCUCUCCGAGGCACGGCGGCAAGUCGUGUGAGGGUCCGAGCCAGGAAACAGAGAACUGUACUGAGGGGCUGUGUACACAGAACCGAAAGCUACUUCACAAGGUGAAACCACAGAUUUGGCUUUGUUUCUUUUUUCCAGGUAUUGAGAGUGGCAGUGACGUGGCCCUCUACUCUGGCUUAGCAGCAGGUAUUAUUGCUAUGGCCGUCCUCGUGGUGGCGGUCACUCUGUACCGGAAGAGCCAGAGUGAGUACGGCGUGGACGUCAUCGACUCCUCCGCUCUCACGGGGGGAUUCCAGUCCUUCAACUUCAAAUCCGCACAGCAAGGCAAUUCUCUGCUGCUGAACUCAUCCAUGCAGCCUGACCUGGCAGUGAGCAGGACCUACAGUGGAGCUAUCUGCUUUCAGGACCCCAUGGACAAGGAGCUCAUGACAGAGUCCUCCCUGUUCGACCCCUUGCCAGACAUCAAGGUCAAAGUUCAAAGUUCGUUCAUGGUGUCUCUGGGAGUGGCGGACAGAGCCGAGUAUCACGUCAAGGCUCACCCCGAGACCUUCCCCAGGGAGGUCAACAGAGACUGCAACACCCUCAAUGGCACGAAUGAAACACUGCUGCACCCGAGCCUCUCCACUGUGCCCUCGAAACCCCAGCACAGAACCGCUGGCAUAUUCGGGCAUCUGGGUGGACGGCUGGUGGUCCCCAAUGCAGGAGUGAGUCUGCUGGUACCCCAUGGGGCGAUUUCGGAGGAUACUUCCUGGGAAAUGUACAUGAUCGUUAAUCAAGAGCAGUCAAGCGUGCAGCCAGAGGAGGGCUCAGAAAUUCUUUUAGGCCCAGAGGUGACCUAUGGCCCGCCUGACCUGGCUCUGUCCAGUCCGGUUGCCUUGACGAUAGCCCACUGUGCAGAGGUCAGCAUGGAGCACUGGAGCAUCCGGCUCAAGAGGCAGGUUGAGCAGGACAAGUGGGAGGAAGUGAUGUCGGUAGAUGACGAGUCAACAGGCUGUUACUGCCUCAUUGACUCUCACAGCUGCCUCCUCCUGCUGGAGCAGCCUGGUACCUACGCCCUGGUGGGUGAGCCCCUGACAGAGACUGCGGUCAAGCGUCUGAAGCUGGCUGUGUUCGGAAGCAUGUCCUGCAACGCACUGGACUACAGCCUGCGAGUGUACUGUGUAGACAACACUCCACACGCUUUUCAAGAAGUGGUAGCCACUGAAAAAAGCAGAGGAGGACAGUUACUGGAGGAGCCAAAAACGUUACUGUUCAAAGCAAACACCUUCAGUCUUCAGGUCUCCAUACAAGACAUACCCCAGUUCCUCUGGAACAUCAAGCCCUUCACAACCUGUCAGGAAUUUCCCUUCUCUCAAGUGUGGUGCAGUAACCAGCAGCCUCUGCACUGUGCCUUCUCUUUAGAGCGAUACAGUCCUGCCACUACACAGCUCUCCUGCAAAAUCAGUGUCCGGCAGGUCAAAGGGCACGAGCAGAUUCUUCAGGUCUACACAUCUGUAGUAGAGAGUGAAAAGGAAAGCAUUCCGUUCUUCACGCAGGCUGACUGUACCGUGACCUCUCAGACUGGACCCAAGGCCUUCAAAAUCCCCUUCUCCAUCAGGCAGAGAAUCUGUGCCACCUUCGACACUGCCAACGCCAAAGGCAAAGACUGGCAGCUUUUAGCACAGAAACUCCACAUCGAGAGCAAUCUGGCCUACUUUGCCAAGCAGAAGAGCCCAUCGGCGGUUAUCCUAAACCUAUGGGAGGCCCAGCACCAGGAUACUGGAGAUCUGGACUCUCUGGCAAGCGCUCUAGAAGAGAUUGGCAAAAUCCAUUCCAAAAGCCCAGAUGGAAAUGAGGGUCAAUCUGACAACACAGACUUGAGCUAUUCAGCGUAGCCAAAAUCAAAAGAAAGCCACAGCGGACUCCAGAAGCUAAAACUACAGCAAUGUCUGCCAAGGGCAAGUUUCCGUCGAUUCCAGAGGAAUAUAAUUCUAGGAGUCACGGAGGAGAAGAAGGAAAAUCUUCGAACAGGACUCAAAUAUUAUCGAUCAGAUCAGGAGUGUUUCAGAGCCAGUCAAAGGAAUAGCUGGGAACAGUUGACAACAGAAUUUUAUAUAGUCAAGUCUUGCCUAUAGAUUUCUGUGAUUUUUUUUUUUCUACUUAUCCAAAUAAGCUAGUUGGGUACUUGUAUGUGUUUAGGUCCCAGGGGCUACAGCUAUUCGCUAGAAUAUUCUACUGAAGACCACCAUGUGUUGUCAUUGCUAGGAAAGAAAGAUUAAGCACACGGCACAGUGUGUUUUUGCACCAACACCAGUGCUGGUCAGCGACCUCACAAACACCUGGCUUUUCCAAUAAAACAGAAAGGGUUCCUUCAUGAAUAUGCCCUAUAAGUCAAAGUAAUGUGUUUUGCUGUGUUUCCAUAACACACAUCCUUUUCUACACAGCCUUAUUGAAAAUACCACUGGGAUACCAUUUGGGAUUUGAAGUAGCCCUAUGGAAUCUAUAGCAGAGCAGACCACAUCAUUAGCGGCAAUUGCAACACAAUGUAUUUUGACCCAGUAUUGGUCCUGAUGUCACACUGAUAUGGUACUGCAGAGAAUUGUGUUUUAUUACCAAAAUCUAAAGUUAUAACUGUAGUGUUGUUCUACCAAGUGCCUACCAUUGUAGCUGCCCUUGUUCUACCGUUGUCUAUUAGUACAGACAUUGUCAUAUAGUAGAACAACGCAAUGGGCACUGGUAGCACAGGGUAUGGAGUCAUUGGUAAAAUGCUACCACAGUGGUAACAUUUUCUUAUCCUGUAAAUCGUAAUGUUCUGGACUAUCCAAUACACUGGUAAUGCAUUCCAGUACCAUAGUGCCAUUUCAGUAUGAUUUAAAUGGUGCAUUGUGUUCAGUAUACUUCAUUUCCAAAUGGGGCCGGACCAUCUUUUUAAUUCUUUUGUUUGUAAACUUUAGAUGUAAGCGGCCUGUAUAAAACAUGCAUGGUGUGUCCGAGUAACCUUGGGUGUGUCUAAAUAAGCUUCUUGUCAAACAUUCAUUGACUCAAACUGUUGAACAAUGGGAAGUCUUGAGCGAUGUCCACAUUUAAAUUAGAGUCAAUUUCCCAUUGGUGGGUUUUGAGUCAUUUGGAUCAUCUUUGCUUUGUUUGUGUAACAUGCAACAUUAGCAUUAUUCCAUUGUCUUUAACAUGGUUAAUGCCUCCAGAUUCAAUCAGGUGAAAUUCAAAUGUGAUCAUUUUGAGCCGCUAUGUUUCUUGUGAAAAGCACCUGCAAUGUGAUUGACUAGUCUGGGAAUCACUCUACGGUUUGUCAAGCUGAAAAGCCUUUGUGUCGGUGUGAAUGUCACAUAUGUGACACAAAACAAGUUGCUAUUUUGCUAAGUAUCUCUGCUUUACAGCCUCCCUCCACCCUGGACGUUUUACAAUUUGCGUCCAUUUCUUUAUUUUGGUACCUGCUCUAAAUAGUACCAUGAUAAAUGCAUUAAUCUUUAAGGGUUACUACACAUCAUUCCUAUAGAAACCUUGCCUGUAAUUGUACUUGUAUAUUGAGGUUGUUGUCUAACAGGUGAUUUGCAGUUAUUAGCAGAGUUUCUCUUUCUGCCUCAGUCGUGUAGGUAGGCACUGUAUUUCCUUUGCGAAUUGCCUUUAUAGACUAAGUAUGAGUGGUGCUUGCACAACUCCAGGCAGGAUUGAGGCAGGAUCCUACUGUUCAUUCUUUUGCAGAAAUCUAGGCUCCAUGUUUGCCAUGCAGAUGGUAAGUGGAUGUAUAUGUAAUAGAUGUAUGGGUGUUAAAACAAACUUAAACACUCAAAGCAGAACAUUCCAAUAAUCCAGUUAUUCAAUUAGUUAUUCAAAUGUGUGUAUUGGUAAUCGUUUCAGUGUAAUGUGUGAACUGUCCAGCAGAUGGUUGGUGUAAAUACCUAUCAAGAUGUUGGCUUUAAAGUCGUGCUCGGACAUUUUUCAUGUUCUAAUAGUCUUUCAAAAUUCCAAAGUAUAACUUGUAAAUCUUGGGUGUAAAAUAAACCUGAUACCACCCUUCAAAUUACCUUUAAAACUAAGAAACACUCUUCUGCACAGUAGAAUUGUGAUAUUUAUUUCAGAUGUAAUUUAUGCACUAGUGUUCUUUGCAUCAUUUUGAUAAAUUGUGUUAUUUAAUAAAGUAAGAACAUAGUCAUUUAUGGCAACAUAAUUAAUGUCAAGCAGUGCUUUUUUCAAGUAUUUGAAUAUUUGUCCCUGCAUUAUAUUGAACUAUGUUCAUGGGAAUACAGUCAUGAAUCUGAUGUAUUUCCCUACUUCAACUAUUACCAGGAAAAUGCUAUUUAUUGUAAGCUUGAACCUUAUACUUUUCAACACUUAUUUUCAGGAGCUCACAAAAUACUGUAAUAAUUUAAUCACUCACCUUCUAAGAGAGGUAUUUUUGAGACGAGAUCUUCAUUGGAAUAUCAUGUUAAUUGUACUCUGUGUUGUAGGGGGUUUGCUACCUAAUGCAAUCAUUUUCAAUGUAUUCUUUGUUUCUGACCAACAGCUGACCAAUUGUGGCCAGUGCAGGGUAACACAAAUCACAGCAGAUAAAACAAUUGUCAGUCAUAUGCAGACUUGUAGUCAAGUCUGAGUCACGAGUCCUUGACUUCGAGUCUUGAAUCCAAGUCAAGUCCUUGAAACAAACUCAGAUAAAUGUCCAUUAAACUAGUGGUAGUUGUGAGGGAACAGUUUACCUAACGGAUGUUGUCUGAUAUCCAUCUGGAAAAAUGCACAAAUAAAAAAAAAGAUGAUUUUAAUCUAUUUUUCUAGCUCGAUUAUUCAUUUGCAUGCCUUUUUCAACUUGGCUGUCACUAUCUUUUUUUUUUUCUUUUGGAAUUGGA